Molecule: messenger RNA, 1074 nt
Organism: Phytophthora sojae
Lineage: Eukaryota; Oomycota; Peronosporomycetes; Peronosporales; Peronosporaceae
Exons: 1
Coding region: 1-1074 (357 amino acids)
Source: RefSeq, a predicted model, not a curated record
AUGGCCAAGGCAGAGCUCAAGCGGCUCAAGCACUGCGAGAUCGUGCGCCAGUCGCGCGUGCGCAAGAAGAACGAGCGCAAGGGCCUGCGCCAGGUGAACGACGAGCUCGAGGGGGAGCUGGACCAGCUGCUCGACGUCUACCGCCGCGAGCACGACUGGAUGCACUUCGACGAGCGCCGCCUGCGCGACGUCCUGUUCAAGAAGUUCGUACACUCCAUCUACGAGGUGCGCGGCCUGCGCCGGGAGAACGCGGAGCUCAGGGACCAGUUCCUCGUCUUCGACGCGCUGGGCGAGCAGCUGCAGCGCCUGCAGGGCGACUUCCAGAUCCCGCGGCAGCUGCUCGGCGCGCGCACGUCCAUCGGCACCAUCCACUUCCAGGAGCUGAGCGAGGCCGAGGCCCGGGACAUCAUGAUCGACUCGCACAGGCACGCCACGUCCUUCUUCGACACCAUGCGGCGCGUCGAGGCGGACGAGCAGGAGAAGACCAUGGGCUGGACGCAGCACCAGCGCAUCACGCCCGACGGCCGCGUGCAGUUCAACUUCACCAAGCGGAUCGAGACCAUCGGCGCCGAGGAGCUCGUGGACAAGAGCUGGGAGAUGUACUGCGACUUCGGUCUGUACCACGGCAUCUAUUCGUCCGUGCAGAAGCUCGAGAUCCUGCAGAAGAUCAACGACAACACGCUCCUGAUCCGCCGAGACCUGCAGGAGGGGAGCUCGGCGCCGAUCUUCCGCACCAUUUUCCUGCUGUUCCGGAUACGGCUGGCCAACGGCUACCUCAUCUGCUUCCGGUCGCACAACCCGGCCGUGUGCGUCGAGGACGACGACGACCCGAACGUGCAGUGGAUGGAGAUGUUCUACUGGCUCAUGAUCACGGACCCUCCUGCCGAGAGGACGGUUCAGGGCAUUAUUGGCCCCCCGAGGCCCCCCAUCCGAGGCUGCGACGUCACAUUCGGCGGCAAUUUACUCAACGGUCGGAGUACCAAGCACGCUACAAUCUGGAAAUACCAGAUCGCCAUGGCGCUGCUGCGAUGGGAGAGUAACGCUGCUGCGCCACUGUUCGCGCUUUAUGGAUGA